CACACACACUCUUGUCAACCAUUUGAGAUUGCAGCAGAUUCUGAGAAGAUGAAGUUCACAGUGUCAAAUCUAUCAAGCUCUGUGUUCUUCCUCCUCAUCUUCUUCUAUGCUUUUGUGUCUCCCAUCCAUGGAAGCAACAGACAUGCUGCUCUCUUCAUUUUUGGUGAUUCUUUCUUAGAUGCUGGCAACAACAAUUACAUCGACACUACAGCUCUUGACCAAGCAAAUUUCUGGCCCUAUGGGGAAACAUACUUCAACUUCCCAACAGGGAGAUUCUCUGAUGGAAGGUUGAUAUCAGAUUUCAUAGCUGAAUAUGCAAAGCUGCCAUUGGUUCCACCAUAUUUACAACCUGGCAAUAACCAAUACUAUGGAGGAGUGAAUUUUGCAUCUGGUGGAGCUGGUGCUCUUGUUGAAACUUUUGAAGGGUCGGUAAUACCUUUGAAAAUACAAGCAAGAAACUACAAGAAAGUUGCAGCUUUUCUGAGGCACAACUUAGGGAAAUCCGAAGCUAAGUUAUUGUUAUCAAACGCUGUCUACAUGUUUAGCAUCGGAAGCAAUGAUUAUCUCAGCCCGUUCUUGACAGAUUCUGAUGUUCUUAAAUCAUACUCUCAUUCAGAAUAUGUUGCUAUGGUUGUUCGUAAUAUGACUUCCAUUAUCAAGGGCAUAUACAAGAGAGGGGCUAGAAAAUUUGUGUUGAUGAACUUGCCACCCUUGGGUUGUCUUCCAGGAACCAGAAUAAUUGAUGUGGAAGAAAAUGGAAAAUGCUUGCAAGAACUUUCAAACCUUGCAAGUUUACACAAUAGAGUUCUACAUCUGCUUCUCUUGCAACUGCAGAAUAAAUUGAAGGGCUUCAGAUUUGCACUGUAUGAUUUCCACACUGAUGUCACUCAAAUGAUGAACCAUCCCUUCAAAUAUGGUUUGAAGGAUGGAAAAUCAGCAUGUUGUGGAAGUGGAAGAUUGAGAGGAGAGUAUAGCUGUGGAGGGAAGAGAGGGCAGAAGGAAUAUGAAUUGUGUAAGAAACCGAAUACGUAUUUAUUUUGGGACUCUUAUCAUCUCACAGAAAGUGCUUACAAAAGCAUAGCAGAUAGAAUGUGGGAUUUUAGUAACACCUCUUACAAUAUAGGGCCUUACACUAUCAGACAUUUCUUCCAACUUCCAUGAUUUCUUUCAUCUUUCAUUGUUUUUGCUUCAUUGCAUCAAAGAUAAAAUAUUCUUAUUAUCGUAUUA
Molecule: messenger RNA, 1227 nt
Organism: Vigna angularis (adzuki bean)
Lineage: Eukaryota; Viridiplantae; Streptophyta; Magnoliopsida; Fabales; Fabaceae
Product: GDSL esterase/lipase 5
Exons: 5
Coding region: 49-1161 (370 amino acids)
Molecular function (GO): hydrolase activity, acting on ester bonds
Source: RefSeq, a predicted model, not a curated record